CUUUACUCAGCAAUUUGGGGUCCUGUAAGCUUGCACCUGGGAAGAAGGAGAUUUUGCGAACGUUGCACACUCACCAGGCGCUGUGGUGUAAAUCCCCUGCAAAACCAGCUGUAACAAAUGAUCACAGUCUUACUGGCUCCCUACAACACAGCUUUAUCGUCUUACACUUCUGCGAGCCACAGUCUGAAAUGGCGCUCACUAGGUUGGACUCCAGGUGUUGGCAGGGCUGUGUUCCCUCCGGAGGCGCUAGGGGAGAAUCUGUGUUCUUGCCCCUUCCAGUUUCUGGAAACCGCCUGCAUUUCUUGGCUUACGCCCACUUCUUCCAGCUUCAAAGCUCACAGUGCAGCUUCUUCAAAUCACUCUAUGACUCUGAGCCUUCUGCACCCCCUUUUCACAUCGAAGGCCCACCCAGGAAUCCCAUAUAAGCAACUGACUGUUGGAAUCCCCAAAGAAAUUUUCCAGAAUGAGAAGCGAGUGGCCUUGUCUCCUGCCGGCGUGCAGGCCUUGGUCAAGCAGGGCUUUAACGUUGUCGUGGAGUCGGGUGCUGGCGAAGCGUCCAAGUUCUCAGAUGAUCACUACAGAGCAGCGGGGGCCCAGAUCCAAGGAACGAAGGAAGUGCUGGCCUCUGAUUUGGUCGUCAAAGUGCGAGCCCCCAUGGUUAACCCCACGUUAGAUAUUCACGAAGCUGACCUUUUGAAGACGUCGGGAACACUGAUUAGUUUUAUUUAUCCAGCCCAAAAUCCAGACUUGCUAAAUAAACUUUCCAAAAGAAAAACUACAGUGUUGGCGAUGGACCAGGUUCCAAGAGUCACCAUUGCUCAGGGAUACGAUGCGCUCAGCUCCAUGGCCAACAUUGCCGGUUACAAGGCUGUUGUACUAGCAGCAAAUCAUUUUGGACGGUUUUUCACUGGUCAGAUCACAGCUGCUGGAAAAGUCCCUCCAGCGAAGAUUCUGAUAGUUGGCGGUGGUGUUGCUGGGCUCGCCUCUGCGGGUGCCGCCAAGUCGAUGGGCGCCAUUGUCCGCGGGUUCGACACCAGAGCCGCGGCCUUGGAGCAGUUCAAGUCUCUCGGCGCCGAGCCCUUAGAGGUGGACUUGAAGGAGUCUGGCGAGGGACAAGGCGGAUACGCAAAGGAGAUGUCCAAGGAGUUCAUUGAAGCGGAGAUGAAGCUGUUCGCUCAGCAGUGCAAGGAGGUGGACAUUCUCAUCAGCACCGCCCUCAUUCCAGGUAAAAAAGCUCCAGUCUUGUUCAACAGAGAAAUGAUCGAGUCGAUGAAGGAGGGUUCCGUGGUGGUGGACCUGGCUGCCGAGGCCGGCGGGAACUUCGAAACCACCAGGCCGGGAGAGCUGUACGUUCACAAGGGGGUUACUCACAUCGGCUACACAGACCUCCCCAGCCGUAUGGCCACCCAGGCCAGCACCCUGUAUUCCAACAACAUCACCAAGCUCCUGAAGGCCAUCAGCCCUGACAAAGAUAACUUUCAUUUUGAAGUGAAAGAUGACUUUGACUUUGGGACAAUGGGUCAUGUUAUUAGAGGAACUGUCGUGAUGAAGGACGGCGAAGUUAUUUUCCCCGCCCCCACACCGAAAAACAUCCCUCAGGAGGCCCCGGCGAAACAGAAGACAGUGGCCGAGCUGGAGGCCGAGAAAGCAGCUACCAUCACGCCCUUCAGGAAAACCAUGACAACGGCUUCCGCGUACACAGCAGGUCUCACUGGGAUUCUGGGUUUGGGCAUAGCAGCUCCCAACCUAGCCUUUUCCCAGAUGGUGACGACGUUUGGCUUAGCCGGCAUUGUGGGCUACCACACUGUCUGGGGAGUGACCCCUGCCCUCCACUCCCCACUGAUGUCUGUGACGAAUGCAAUCUCAGGGCUGACUGCAGUCGGUGGGCUGGCACUGAUGGGGGGAAAUUUGUACCCUUCCACCACCUCUCAGGGCCUGGCCGCCCUUGCCACCUUCAUCUCCUCCGUCAACAUCGCAGGUGGCUUUCUGGUGACUCAGAGAAUGCUGGACAUGUUUAAGCGUCCCACUGACCCCCCAGAGUACAAUUAUCUGUAUUUGCUCCCUGCUGGUACCUUUGUCGGAGGAUAUUUAGCUGCUCUCUCCAGUGGCUAUAACAUUGAACAAAUCAUGUACCUGGGCUCAGGUCUGUGCUGUGUCGGUGCCCUGGCUGGUCUUUCCACCCAGGGAACAGCUCGCCUUGGCAAUGCACUGGGUAUGGUCGGUGUGUCCGGAGGCCUAGCAGCCACCCUUGGAGGCCUGAGCCCGACGCCAGAAUUGUUGGCUCAGAUGUCUGGAGCAAUGGCUUUGGGUGGCACCAUUGGAUUGACGAUUGCCAAACGCAUCCAGAUUUCGGACCUACCGCAGUUAGUUGCUGCUUUCCACAGUCUGGUGGGCUUGGCGGCCGUGCUGACUUGCAUCGCCGAGUACAUUGUGGAGUACCCACAUUUCGCCACGGACGCGGCAGCAAACCUCACCAAGAUCGUGGCCUACCUGGGCACUUACAUCGGCGGGGUCACCUUCAGUGGGUCUCUGAUCGCCUACGGGAAGCUGCAGGGUCUCCUGAAUUCCGCCCCCCUCCUGCUCCCGGGAAGGCACCUGCUCAACGCCGGCCUGCUGGCGGCCAGUGCGGGGGGCAUCGUCCCGUUCAUGGUGGACCCCAGCUUCGCCACCGGCAUCCUCUGCCUGGGCUCCGUGUCGGCGCUCUCGGCUGUCAUGGGUGUGACUUUGACGGCUGCGAUCGGGGGUGCUGACAUGCCCGUUGUCAUCACUGUGCUGAACAGCUACUCAGGCUGGGCCCUGUGCGCCGAGGGCUUCCUGCUCAACAACAACCUGCUGACCAUCGUGGGCGCGCUCAUCGGCUCCUCCGGGGCCAUCCUGUCCUACAUCAUGUGUGUGGCAAUGAACCGCUCCCUGGCUAAUGUGAUUCUUGGAGGCUAUGGCACCAGCUCGACAGCUGGCGGGAAACCCAUGGAGAUUUCUGGCACGCACACGGAAAUCAACCUGGACAACGCGAUUGACAUGAUUCGAGAAGCAAGCAGCAUUAUUAUUACUCCGGGCUACGGCCUCUGCGCAGCCAAGGCCCAGUACCCCAUCGCCGACCUGGUGAAGAUGCUCACGGAGCAGGGCAAAAAAGUCAGGUUUGGAAUUCACCCAGUUGCAGGCAGGAUGCCUGGCCAGCUUAAUGUGCUGCUGGCUGAGGCUGGGGUGCCAUAUGAUAUCGUGUUAGAAAUGGACGAGAUCAACCACGAUUUCCCAGACACUGAUCUGGUCCUUGUGAUUGGAGCUAAUGACACCGUCAACUCAGCCGCUCAGGAAGACCCCAACUCUAUUAUUGCAGGCAUGCCAGUUCUCGAGGUCUGGAAAUCCAAGCAGGUCAUUGUUAUGAAGAGGUCCUUGGGUGUUGGCUACGCUGCCGUGGACAAUCCAAUCUUCUACAAACCGAACACAGCUAUGCUUCUGGGCGAUGCCAAGAAGACAUGUGAUGCCCUACAGUCGAAAGUUCGAGAAUCCUACCAGAAGUAGAUUUCAAAGGUCAAGCUGUUGUCUAACAAAGCCACCUCUUUAAUUGUGGGAACAGGCAAUGAAGGUAUCGAUAUAAACAGUAUGUAGCUGUAGCAAAGCUCUUGGAAGAAAAAGAAGACCCUGAAGAAAGCGAAGCAAAUGCAGGGAAAUUUUUUUAAAGAGCCUUUUUAAAAAGGAUUGAAAAUUUGAAAUGUCUUUCUGUGUAUAUUUUUUUGGUGUUAUGAAUCAAAAGUAUUUUAUAAAAGAAGAAAAGAAGAACCUCAUUUUCAGUAUAAUCCAUUUGGAUUUUUAAAAAUUCCUGCUCAGUAACUAGCAAUGUUUUAAGAAAUUAAGUCUAGGAUUUGAAGACUUAACCAAACACAGAUCUGAAAAAUCUGACACAGAUUAAACAUUAGAGGCACCUGUAAUGGUUUUGCAACAAAUGUGACUAAUUUGAAACUUGUAUCAGCUCCUGACCUUUAACUGUAAUCUGAAUCACCCAUAUCAAAUUGGUUUCAGUUUUUCAAACUGUACUUUCAAUUGUAGAUUUCAGGGGUGUAUUUUCUCACUUCUAUUUUAAUACAUUAAAGGACUAAGUGAUUGCCCAAAGAUGCUAGAAACAGUCAUUCUCUUUGUAUGUUUCAUCAGAACACCAAUGAAACAUAAUGUGAAAUCAGUAUUAGUUGUAUUUUUUUAAAGCCCUAUUUCUAAUCGGUGAUCUCUUUAAUUUCAAUCAAUUUAUAAUGUGUAGUACUGUACUAAGUGCACUUGAAUGGAAUUCAACUAUUUGCCUAAUAAAAUGAGUUCGUUAUG
Molossus molossus (Pallas's mastiff bat) is the source of this 4314-nucleotide messenger RNA. It is a transcript of the gene NNT, whose product is annotated as nicotinamide nucleotide transhydrogenase. Gene Ontology annotation, biological process: NADPH regeneration; proton transmembrane transport. Gene Ontology annotation, cellular component: mitochondrial inner membrane. NCBI's taxonomy places the organism in Eukaryota, Metazoa, Chordata, Mammalia, Chiroptera, Molossidae. Gene Ontology annotation, molecular function: NADP binding; NAD binding. The transcript is spliced from 22 exons. The record is from RefSeq and is a predicted model, not a curated record. The coding region runs from base 118 to 3522 and encodes 1134 amino acids.